AUGGGCCAAGAUUGGAUGGCGUAUACUAUGGACGGUAUUGCGAAUGGGUGGCGUAACUGGGUUCAACAUUUCUGUCUCGCUUUAAGUCAUAUUAAUAAGCGUGGUGGUGCAGGAGACUUAUCAAUCAAGGAAGGACAAGAAUUUUCAUCUAAUGAGAUGCCUCCAUUUAAUGUCUAUGCGUCGUGCUUCUCUCCCUUGGAAGCUUCCACCAAUUCAAUUAAUUUCUUUCAUGAUAAUCAAACAGUGAAAACGAGGCAACAAGGUGGGUGGGUGCAAGCAAAGGCAGGAAGGCAUGAUGUUGAAAAAGGGGAGAAAAUAUUGUGA
This is a messenger RNA of Sphenostylis stenocarpa, 324 nucleotides long. The record is from the annotation of a GenBank genome assembly. NCBI's taxonomy places the organism in Eukaryota, Viridiplantae, Streptophyta, Magnoliopsida, Fabales, Fabaceae.